Messenger RNA from Siniperca chuatsi (mandarin fish), 6423 nucleotides. RefSeq names its product REV1 DNA directed polymerase (gene rev1). The transcript has 21 exons. Gene Ontology annotation, biological process: error-free translesion synthesis; error-prone translesion synthesis. The record is from RefSeq and is a predicted model, not a curated record. NCBI's taxonomy places the organism in Eukaryota, Metazoa, Chordata, Actinopteri, Centrarchiformes, Sinipercidae. Bases 328 to 4677 code for a protein of 1449 amino acids. Gene Ontology annotation, cellular component: nucleus. Gene Ontology annotation, molecular function: DNA-directed DNA polymerase activity; damaged DNA binding; deoxycytidyl transferase activity.
UCGCUCGCUUGACUGUCACUGAGAGAAGGGAAAGCAAAGGGAUCAGGCGGUAGAAAUGGAGAGCUAAAGGACUGGCAGGGUGAGCAAAAAAUGUUGAAGAGACAUGGCGUGGCAGCAUGACAAAAUAAGGGGAUCUCAGUUCACCAAAAGGAGUUCUCUGAAGAAUAAAGUCAGGGUUGAGGAGUCGAGCUAACUGUCAGGAGGAUUUUCUUUUCGCUUUGGUUUUACCUCGUAAUCAGUGCGCACACAACGUUUGUGUUGGGCAGUAUCUGCAGAGAGAAGUCUGUGGCGAACAACCCAGUCUGACAGGAUAAAAGGUAGCUCAGUAUGAGUCGAGAUGGGUGGACAAAGAAGAGAGCCAAUGCCAAUGAUGACAAUGGUUGGGCUGAAAAGGGCGGCUACAUGGCUGCUAAAGUGUCUAAGCUGGACGAACAGUUUAAACUUGAUGCCCCCAGAGAAAAACAGAAGGAAGGUGCAUGCUCCAACAUUUUCUGUGGAGUGUCCAUCUAUGUCAAUGGAUACACAGAUCCAAGUGCAGAUGAGCUACGCAGACUGAUGAUGCUGCAUGGUGGCCAGUUCCACCUCUAUUACUCUCGCUCCAAGACCACCCACAUCAUCGCCAAUAACUUGCCCAACAGCAAAAUUCAGGAGCUCAAAGGGGAAAAGGUCAUCAGGCCAGAGUGGAUCACUGACAGUAUCAAGGCUGGGCGUCUCCUGCCUUACCUACAGUACCAGCUGUAUGCUAAACAGAAAGGCCUACUCUUCCCUGGCACGACUCUGCGCCAGACGUCAGAGAUCGCAGGACCCAGCCAUGAGCUGCUUCAGCUGAGCGUCCAUCAAAAGCUUCAUCUGCCACAGUGCAGCAUUCAACACUCUGUCCUAAACCAUGAACAGUCCUCAUCCAGCUGCCAGAAUAACUCCAUCCCUAACCCCAGCCGACUUUACCAAGGCAACACCCAACCUCAGUCCAUCCAGUACAGCUCUGUAGCUCGCUUCAUUAACCCUCCACCAAGUCACUUAGCAUCCAGUCACCUCAAUACAGAUCCUAGGUACAGAAGCCCUUUACACACCUACCCGCUGUCUAACCCAAGCCCCACAAAGCACCCCCACAAGCCCCCACAGUCUACUCUUCAAAAACCUCAUCCUAAUCUCCAGCACCAGAGAGCUGGCCAACCACAACCUCAGAUCAGCUCCUCUUGCAACAGUGCCUGGAGUGGCUCCAAGGAAGUGGAAUUAAAGAUAAACGGAUUAUUGCAGACCUCAUUGGAUGUGAUGAGCCAUUCAAAAAUGUAUGAAAUGCAAGAGUGUGGCAAAGAAGAUCCUUUCCUGCAGGUGGUGAAGGAAGCACCCCUGACAAAUGGACACACUCAUCUUUUUAAUGGUGCCUUAAAGCCAGAGGACCUGUCCCCUGUUACAGGUGAACCCUCUAUUGACAAGGAAUGCAGAGUCAGGAGUUCAGAGAAUAAACCUCAGAGUCCUCCAGUGCAGUUUCAGACCAAACCUGAUCCGUAUGAAUUUCCCCACAGUCCUCCAAAGCAAUCCGAACAGUCUCCUGUCUUUCUGGAACAAUCCAACUCACAAGGAGCCAACGAGCAGAGACCCAAACCUCCACCUCCCACCUACCAGGAGGCUAUAAAAGCCACCGAAAGCCACCUACUCCCAAAUCAGCUCCAGCCAUCCUGUCAAGUUGAUUCAAAUCCUGAAAAGACUCCUCUUUCACCUGCAUCUCGCUGUCUUUCACGUUCUCCAAUUCGACUGAACGGAAGUCACCACAAUGCCUUUUCAUCUGACCCUGCCUUUGUAAACACAAGCAACAUUACAGCCAAACCUGAUCCUUCCACUGAAAAGUCACCAUCAUCUAAGUCUUCAGCACAGCUGCUGGCACAGACAGGCGGUUUGAUCUCUAAGUUCUACUCUCACUCGCGUUUACACCAGAUCUCCACAUGGAGGUCUGGCUUUUCUGAGUAUGUCAAUGAACUGCACAGCAAACGAAAAGCAGCGGGUGGAGCCUCCUUUCCUGGGAAAGACCGACUGAGGAAAUCUGUGGCCCAGCGCUUUACAGACAGUCAAGGUAUGCUGGCACCUACAAGUGUUAAAUCUUGUAUUCUUCAUGUGGACAUGGACUGUUUCUUUGUGUCUGUGGGGAUCCGACAUCGACCAGAGCUCAAAGGGAAGCCUGUAGCUGUGACCAGUAACCGUGGACAGGGCAGAGUGCCUCUGAGGCCAGGGGCCAACCCUGAGAUGGAGCAGCAGUACUACCAGAGGAAACAUACUCAUCCUCAAACUGAGAGGGCAGAUGAGGAUCUAUACAGAACUCCUUCACAAAAGAGUCCUGACUCGUAUGCCAACGGCGUGGACCAGGAUGCUGCUACUCUCUCAAUGGCAGAGAUUGCAUCCUGCAGUUAUGAGGCUAGGCAGGUGGGCGUGAGGAACGGAAUGUUUUUUGGCAAAGCAAAACAGCUGUGUCCCUCGCUGCAGUCUGUCCCAUAUGAUUUUGAGGCCUAUAAAGAGGUGGCUCUCACUAUGUAUGAGACUCUGGCAGGUUAUACCCAUGACAUUGAGGCUCUGAGCUGUGAUGAAGUGUUGAUAGACGGUUCUGCUCUGCUAGCUGAGUUGGGCAUCAACCCAGAAGAUCUGGCCAAAGCGAUCAGAGCAGACAUCAAGGAGAAAACAGGAUGCUGUGCUUCCGUGGGCAUGGGGUCCAACAUCCUGUUGGCUCGGCUGGCGACCCGUAAGGCCAAGCCAGAUGGGCAAUACUUCUUAAAGUCUGAAGAAGUGGAUGAUUUUAUCAGGGACCUGCCGGUGACCAGCUUACCAGGUGUUGGGCCUGUUAUGGGCAGAAAGCUGGCUGCUAUGGGUGUGAGGUCAUGUGGGGACCUCCGACAGAUGUCUCUGUCUCAGCUGCAAAAGAAGUUUGGCCCCCGGACCGGACAAACCCUGUUCCGCUUCUGCAGGGGGCUUGAUGACCGACCUGUCCGUUACGAGAAGGAAAGGAAGUCUGUCUCAGCUGAGAUGAACUACAACAUUCGCUUUACUAGGGUUGAUGAGGCAGAGUGUUUCCUGACUAACUUGUCCAUGGAGGUGCAAAAACGUUUACAAGAAGCAGGGCUGCGGGGUCGCAGAGUUACCCUUAAGGUCAUGGUUCGCAAGGUUGGAGCUCCACUGGAGUCGGCUAAAUACGGUGGUCAUGGCAUAUGUGAUAACCUCGCCAGAACUGUAAUGCUUGCUCAGUCCACUGACAGUGGUCAGCUGAUUGCCACUGCAGUCAUCAAGCUGUUCCAUGCCAUGAAGCUGCAGGUUCAGGAUCUGAGAGGAGUCGGCAUCCAGGUUCAGCUUCUUGAAGGAAAUCACUCUAUCCCCCAGGACUCCACGGGCUCCCGGGCACGCUCCAUCAAAGAGCUGUUGCUAAACCAGGGAUUAAGUGUGAGAUCCAGCAACAGAGGUUUGUGUAAAGUCUUUGUGUUUCAGUUUGUAUCUUUGUUGUCGUCUGUGAAAUCAGUCGAGUUCAAGAUCAAUAUUACAGAUGCUGCUGACAACAACACACGCCAGGAAAAGACUUCCUCAACCACAGCCACAUCAUCUGGCUCCUCUUCACAUCUUCUGUCAUCUCCCGAGCCAGUCCCGGGGACAAGCAGAGACCAGCAGGCAUGCAGACAAACUCCAAAACAUUCUCGAGCCCGUCUCAACUUAAGUAUUGAGGUCCCCUCGCCAUCACAGGUGGAUCGUUCUGUGUUGGAGGCCUUGCCUGCAGAGCUGAGAGAACAAGUGGAACAGUCGUGGACUAAUAGGGAUGGGAGAUCAAGUAACUGUCGGUCACCCAGUCCACAGCCCUCUGCUGCUCUUCCACAGCCUCCCUCUCUGAAGUCUCGUCCAACCUCCCCUCCUCGUCCUCCCGCCCCUGGUCCUACACUGUACACUCCACCUGUUGGCACGUUGGUUCUACAGAUUCCAAACCAGCCAGACAGUCUGGGAAUUGUACUGGAACUACCAAACUUCUCACAGGUUGAUCCGGACGUAUUCGCUGCCCUUCCAAAAGAGCUCCAGGAAGAACUGAAGUCUGCCUACAACCGCGUAACAAAUGUCCAGCCCCAGGCAAAAAUGUCAGUGGAACAUAAGAAUCCCUUGUUGCAGCUAAAACAGUCAGGAAUCGGAAUUGGUAAUGGUCGGGUGAAGCGGCGCUACAAGAGAAAAAAUGCAGUGAGCCCUGUUAAAAAAGGUCCGUCCCCUGUGAAGAGGCGUCACAUGACGAACAGCCCAGCCAAAUCCCUACCAUCUCCUUUAAAAUCACGGGAACCAAUGAACAUAGUAAAGACUGACAAUGGUCCCUCCACAUCGACCUCAAAACCGGACAUCCCAGAGUCUCUGUCCAAAUUCAUUCCUCGCCCUGCUCCAGCGUUGGCCGGAGCCUGUGACCUGACGGACAUUAAAACACUCCUACGGGAAUGGGUCACCACCAUAACAGAACCCAUGGAGGAGGACAUCCUGCAGGUGGUGAAAUACUGCACUGAUCUGAUUGAGGAUAAAGAUCUGGAGAAGUUGGAUUUGAUUAUCAAAUAUAUGAAAAGGCUCAUGCAGCAGUCGGUGGAGUCUGUUUGGUGUAUGGCUUUUGACUUCAUCCUAGACAACGUGCAGGUGGUUGUGCAGCAGGCUUAUGGUAGCACCCUGAAGAUACCAUGAAGAAGAAGGGUUUUCACUGUGUGUUACCAUUAAACCAUCACUUUUUGUUUUGCUGCUUUCACAGGGUCACCUGCAAUACAAAUUAUGACAUCUAAAUGAUGAUACUCCUCCUUCUCAACUGUGAUACCACUCCAGCAUCUGCCAGAAUAUUCUCAAUGGCCUCCUGAGAGUGAGACACAAAUUAAUGACUUCACACACACCUCAGAGUACAUUAUUUUCUGUACUUUUUGUACUCUUUAAGGGACAAGUAACUGAAAGGCAGGAAAUGUACUAAAUCUACUCACCAAAACUCAGAACAGUGAUAAUCGUAGCAGCUUUUUGCAAAUUCAUUUUUCUAAAUAAUUCUAAGACUCAUUUUCAAACGUAUGUGAAAUUUUAUAUAAAGAUUUUUGCAGGCAGUGUGUAACUAUUUCUUAUACAUCCAGUCUAAGCCAGGUCAGAUUUUAAAUGUACCUCCUCCUGGUGAGUGUUUUUCCAUCUGAUAAAGCAGUUGACUUCCCUUAUGUGUUCAUAAGGUUUAAAUAGUGUUACACAGGCACUCUAAGUUUAAAAUAAUGACUGUGUUAAACACAAUCAUCAUGUUCAAAUGCAAAGCAUCUUUUAGCAAUUUUUAGAAUCAGUCAGUCUUGUAGCAUUCCUCAAACAUCAGACUUACGAUAUUCCCAGAAAUGGAAGGUAGAAAAUAUCUUAUUUUUCAUCAGUGUUUUGUUGGUGCUCAAUGCCACUUUUACUGAUCUGUGAAAUAUCUACAGCUGCUGUGUCACAAAAAAGCAAACAAAAUAUAGUCUGCUGCAUACAGUAGUAUCUUUUUUUCUUGUCUCUCGCAAAAAAGUGCCAAACCUUGUUAUUAUAGUAUGUACAUAAUGUUUUUAAAGACACUUGUUUAAAGUUUUAAAAGAAAAGAUGUAUGUGGAGGUUUAACCUCUUGUAUUGUUUACAUGUAGUGAAUUCUUAGUAACUGUCUUUAAAUUGUAAAUCUUCUCACUCUUUAAUUGUUUGUAAGUGUUCCAACAUGAAAAUCAGAAGCUGGCCAAAGCACUUCAUAUGAGGUUAACUGUUGAUUCUCAGUAGCACUCUGACUUAGGAGGAUGUUCACAGGGGUUAUGGCAAUCAAUAAGUAGCCUAUGCAUUUAUUUUUUUCACUAACAAGUGAGAGAGAUCCCUUCAAGAUAAUGUAACAUUUCAUACAGCCUUUGUAUCUGGAGUAAAUCUUGGUUUUCUAGUGUUUCCAACCUAGUUACCAGUUUCUCAAAUCUGAAUAUUGAAAUAAUGCUGGAUUUGCAUAGGAACAGGUGACCUGAUUUUUAACUCUGAAACCCAUUGUAUGUACUUGUAUACAUACACUGGAAACAUUUGUAUGGCUUGUGGCUACAUCAUUGUAUUUCUGUGAAGGUAACUAUUUGGUGAUUAGACGUACUCAGCCGAUGCAGCUGGCUGGCUUGUGAACUCACCAUGCAAGACGUGUGUGGUUGAAAAGUUUGUUUAAAACCGUAUCCCCUAUAUGCAAACCAAAUCAGUCUGUCAUUUUUUAAACUUGUUGAAAUGAAUGUAAUUCAGAAUGUGCAAGUCUCCACUCACUUUUAAGAUGUUUGCUUCUCCUGUCAUAUCUUGCCAUAAGGGAAUGGCCAGAAGUUAAAAUUGGCCAGUCUUGUUUUCUCUAAACUGGCUUGUGCCUGAAGACCUGAAGCUGUGAACUUGUUUGUAAGUUUUUUAAAUCUUGGUAAUAAACUGUAAACUCUGUAUUAA